AUGCCGAGGAGACGGAAGCAUUCGAGGACGAGCAUCGAGGAAAGGACGGAAAUAGUCUUGCUCUGGUUAAAUGGAGCGACCAUUAGGAAGAUAGCCGAGGUCACAGGGACUAGCACAGGCACCGUCUGCCGAUGGGUCCACCGCUGGGUUGAAUACGGCAACUUAAACCAAAGGACCGGCCAUGGAUUUGGUCACUAUUCUCCGCGCUUCAGAUGCUACGAUCCUGUUUUACCAUCGUCGGAACCCCAGCCGCUUCCUUUUUUAUCAGUAGAAGGAAAGAGACUGGAUGUUAGAAUGCGCCUAUGGACUUUAGUGUUCCUGAUGCUGCCAGGUGUUCGUUGCUUCCGAAAUGAGUUAACAGAAAAUGACGACGUCCUAUUCAGCGUGACGUCAUCUGUGAUGCGGGAGUCUUGGCUUCCAGGAUCGACCGUCGUCUACGUCACAGAUGGCACCGUCCCCCACCAGUCCCUCGGGAGAAUUCGCAAGUCAUCGAGGUAUAUGGUCCUACUGUUAGUUUCCAGCAACGGCGACUUCUUGAGCCAGUUCGUCAAAGAAGCCACUGAUAAUGAUGCUCUCAUCUGGCCAACAAGACUCAUCGUCGUCACCCGUCUGUCGCUUCAGCGUCUGCAGUCACUUGGGAAAGCCCUCUCCGGCAUCAAUGCGAUGGUCGUCACCCGGGAGACUUCGAAGGCAGGAAGAUGGGGUAUCUACAUGUACUUGCCUUAUAGUCAUCGAGUCGUCCUCGUAGCAUCUUGGACCUUAGUCGCAGGACUUUCUUAUCGUGCGAACACCCACCUGUUCCCUGACAAAUUUCGGAGGUUGACUGACGGAGCUCAUUUAGGCGUCAUUGGUCAGAACUUUCCCCCUCACGUUGUCGUUCGGAAAACAAGAAGCAACGAUUCUCGGGAGAGCAGAUUCGCUUUUACUGGACCCCUCUUGCUGGUGCUGGAGAUGCUUGCACGCAACAUCAAUUUCACUUACGACUUAGUACAGCCUCCUGACGGCUCUUGGGGGUUUCUUUUCCCUAAUGGGACGUGGAAUGGAAUGAUUGGCAUGUUACACAGGAAGGAAGUGGACUUCGGUCUGGGUCCGUUCGGCAUAACCUACCUGCGGGCGCAGGUGGUCGACUUCACAAGCCCUUUGGUGGUCGACUACGGCCGUAUCCUCGGCAGGAGGGGAAACACCGCAGUGGAUCCCUGGAGUUUCGCCUUGCCCUUGACGUACUCGGUUUGGGCCUCGACUUUUGCGACGUUAAUCAUCGUCUUGCUGCUUGCCAAGGUCUUGGCGAAAAUCCACUGGAAUCCAGAAUUCCAGUCUCCCAGGAUUUCGUCGUCUGUGUAUUUACGCACUUUCCUCCAGCAGGAUGUCGAGGUCUCCGCCGACAGCAGUUGGGAGAGGAUGAUCCUGGCCGUGUGGAUACUGGCGAUCUUCGUCCUGACCGAAUGCUACAGCACCAAUUUGAUAUCUCUCCUGGCGGUUCGGUAUAUCUCCGAGCCUUACCAGACCGUGAGGGCUAUGCUGGAUGAUCCCAAGGUUACCAUGAUUUGGUUCGCAAACACUGCUCAUCAACAGUACUUGGCUGGCGUCGAAUCUGGCAUAUUCUACGAGCUGGUUCAGGUCGGGAAGAGAGGCCGAAUGAAACUGAUCACUCCGGCCGAGUACGAAGAAACCGUGACAACCUACGUUUCUCGGGGAGACUAUGUCAUGAUGAACCCCGACACCAUUAUGAGGAUGUUUCUCACUGAGGACUAUAUGGAUAAAGGAAGCUGCAAAUUUUACCUGUCCAAGGAAGGGUUUCUUCCUCUCACUUUCUGUAUGGUGGUUCAGAAGUACAGCCCUCUUCUGGGCCCUAUCAAUGAAGUAAUUAGAGCUGUAAUAGAAGGCGGAUUUUACAAUUACUGGUUGGACAAUGCGUUUGCCAAUGCGAAGUCUUGCAAGAACCCUCCCAGGAAAAUUACUGUCCAAGAGCCCUUAGCCCUGGCCAAUCUCUGGGGGAUGUUUGCCGUCCUUGUCAGUGGCUACCUUAUUGGCGCUUUCGUCCUGUACGAACCGCCUAAAGUACCACUUCCUACUAUCUACAUGGGAUCGUCCUCAGUAGCCUUCACGCCUUCGCAUUUUUGGAGAGAAUUACGACUCUCGAGGUUUAUAAUGGACAUGGGGUCGCCUGUUGUUGUUACGCGCAAAGAAGAGUUCAGCUCAUCAUCGAGGAUCUUCAUGGAGUCCGUGAAUAAUCUACAGAUGGAUCUGGAAGUCCCUAACGAUGGAGAAUGGAGUGGUGCUGGUCCAAGUGACUGUGACUAUUAA
Messenger RNA from Macrobrachium nipponense, 2304 nucleotides. RefSeq names its product glutamate receptor ionotropic, kainate 2-like. The coding region runs from base 1 to 2304 and encodes 767 amino acids. The record is from RefSeq and is a predicted model, not a curated record. Gene Ontology annotation, molecular function: ligand-gated monoatomic ion channel activity. The transcript has 15 exons. Gene Ontology annotation, cellular component: membrane. NCBI's taxonomy places the organism in Eukaryota, Metazoa, Arthropoda, Malacostraca, Decapoda, Palaemonidae.